Messenger RNA from Ilex paraguariensis (yerba mate), 630 nucleotides. NCBI's taxonomy places the organism in Eukaryota, Viridiplantae, Streptophyta, Magnoliopsida, Aquifoliales, Aquifoliaceae. The record is from the annotation of a GenBank genome assembly.
GAGAGAGAGAGAGAGAGGAAAAUGCAUUACUGGGUUCGAGCUUCCCCAUCUGAUUUUGGUGGAACUCUACCUCAACCUCGAAGUGGCCAUAGUGCUGUGAAUAUCGGGAAAUCGAAGAUCAUACUUUUUGGUGGACUCGUCGACAAGAAAUUUCUCAGUGACAUCACUGUAUAUGAUAUUGAUAACAAAAUAUGGUUUCAGCCAGAGUGCACUGGCAGUGGUUCCGAUGCGCAAGUGGGGCCUAGCCCACGAGCCUUUCACAUUGCUGUUGCAAUUGAUUGUCAUAUGUUCAUUUUUGGUGGGAGAUCUGGCAGCAAAAGGUUGGGGGACUUUUGGGUCCUUGAUACUGAUAUAUGGCAAUGGUCAGAACUCACCAGUUUUGGUGACUUGCCUUCACCACGAGAUUUUGCUGCUGCUUCAGCUAUAGGAAACAGGAAAAUAGUCAUGUAUGGUGGCUGGGAUGGUAAAAAGUGGUUAUCAGAUGUCUAUGUCUUGGACACAAUUUCCCUAGAGUGGAUGGAGUUAUCUGCUACGGGAUCAUUGCCACCACCAAGAUGUGGCCAUACAGCGACUAUGCUUGAGAAAAGAUUGCUAGUCUAUGGCGGUAGAGCAAGAUGGUACCUGAUUUGA